Messenger RNA from Lytechinus pictus (painted urchin), 4783 nucleotides. Its product is annotated as kelch-like protein 20. Gene Ontology annotation, molecular function: protein binding. The record is from RefSeq and is a predicted model, not a curated record. The coding region runs from base 129 to 1892 and encodes 587 amino acids. The transcript is spliced from 9 exons. Lineage: Eukaryota; Metazoa; Echinodermata; Echinoidea; Temnopleuroida; Toxopneustidae.
CUCUAACAAAAAAAUAUUCUGAAAAAGUGGUGCCAUCGAUUUUUUGCCUCCACAAAAUGGUAGGAUUUCACGCCUUUUCAGAAGUGAUUAAAGAAUAUUCUUGACUUUAUUCCCAGUGUUGAAGUUCAAUGAACACAGCAAUGGCAGGUGCUCAGCAGGUCUUCGAGACACAGCCCCAGCAGGCCAAGUUUGUCUACAUAUCAGAUCGCCAUCCCAAAGACACUCUUGAAAUGACGAACAUUCUUCGCAAGCAGCGAGAACUCUGUGAUGUCGUCAUCAAUGUCAACGACAAAAAGAUAUACGCACACAGGAUAAUCCUGUCGGCCUGCAGCCCUUACUUCCGAGCCAUGUUCACCGGGGAGCUUGCCGAGAGCCGACAGACCGAGGUGGCUAUCAGGGAUAUCGAUGAGCGUGCAAUGGAAGCGUUGGUGGACUUUGCCUACACGUCCACAGUGACUGUCGAAGAGAGCAAUGUACAGACUCUGCUUCCUGCGGCUUGUCUUCUUCAGCUGUCUGAAAUCCAGGAAGCCUGUUGCGAGUUUCUUAAAAGGCAGCUUGACCCUUCAAACUGCCUUGGAAUCAGGGCGUUCGCAGACACUCAUGCAUGCAGAGAUUUGCUCAGAGUUGCUGACAAGUUCACCCAACAUAAAUUUUUGCAGGUCAUGGAAAGUGAGGAGUUUAUGCUUCUUCCAGUCAAUCAACUCAUGGAGAUCAUCUCAAGUGAUGAAUUGAAUGUACACAGUGAAGAACAGGUUUAUAAUGCAAUCAUCUCAUGGGUUAAAUACAACAUUCCAGAAAGACGAACCCAUUUAGCAGAGGUGUUACAACACGUGAGACUCCCUUUAUUAAAUCCCAAGUUCCUAGUAGGAACCGUUAGCUCUGAUCUUCUGAUUCGGAGUGAUGAAGCCUGUAGGGACCUGGUCGACGAGGCCAAGAACUACUUGCUCCUACCCCAGGAGAGACCACUAAUGCAAGGUCCAAGGACCAGGCCUAGAAAACCUAUCAGAUGUGGAGAAGUACUCUUCGCAGUUGGAGGGUGGUGCAGCGGUGAUGCUAUCUCCAGCGUGGAAAGGUUUGAUCCUCAAAGCGGUGAAUGGAGAAUGGUGGCACCGAUGUGUAAGAGACGCUGUGGGGUAGGCAUCGCUGUCUUAGAUGAUCUACUUUAUGCUGUCGGAGGUCACGACGGGUCAUCGUAUCUCAAUAGUAUAGAAAGAUAUGACCCACAGACAAACCAAUGGAGCAGUGAUGUAGCGCCAACUAGCACUUGUAGGACGAGCGUGGGCGUGGCAGUCUUAGAUGGUUACAUGUAUGCAGUCGGAGGUCAAGAUGGUGUCUCGUGUCUAAAUAUUGUAGAAAGGUAUGAACCCCAUGCGAAUCGAUGGACAAGAGUAGCUUCAAUGAGUACCAGGAGACUAGGUGUGGCUGUAGCUGUCCUUGGCGGCUUCCUCUAUGCCGUAGGAGGAUCAGAUGGCACAUCGCCUCUCAAUACAGUUGAAAAGUACGAUCCUCGAACCAACAAGUGGACCCCAGUGGCCCCCAUGGGUACGAAGCGAAAGCACCUGGGAUGCGCAGUCUACAAUGAUAUGCUGUAUGCCGUGGGCGGGAGAGACGAACAGACUGAGUUGAGCAGUGCGGAGAGAUAUGAUCCUGUGACGAAUACAUGGAAGCCUAUAGUGGCUAUGAACUCGAGGAGGAGCGGGGUUGGUCUGGCGGUAGUGAACGGUAGGCUGAUGGCUGUGGGCGGGUUUGACGGGACCACGUACCUCAAGACAGUCGAAGUCUACGACCCGGACACCAAGUCGUGGCGUAUGUGCGGUAGCAUGAACUAUCGUCGAUUAGGCGGCGGCGUCGGGGUCGUCAAACUUCCCCAAUCGGAAUCCAACGUAUGGUAGCACCGAAACUCCUUGUGAUCUUGUUUUCUAUCCAAACGUGUGUUAUGUAGGUAAAAUCUGUGAACGUUAGCGCAGUAUUACAGGUCAUAAGAAUCUCAGAAAGCGUCUACCUGGAAGCAAAUUUCUUGCAACGGCCUGGAGGAUUUUUUUGCCCGAGGUCCUUCCAUCAUUACUCUGAAACGAGGGAGGAACAUUUGUGAAACAAACUAUCAAUUGCAAAUUUCUUAUUAAUUGCAAGACAUGUGAUUGAUUUAGGGACCUAAAAUUGACUUACGAUUUCAUGCAUUGCUCCUACGUAUAGUUGAUACGGAUUUUCAGUUGUUACACUGGUGCAAGGAGGGAACACAACUAUUGAUUCCAAAAUUCUUAUUGGUUGCAAGUCCUGUGAUUAAUAUUAGGAUUAAAGUUAUUGAUUGCAAGUUUCAUGUAAUCCCCCGACAAUAGUAUGACUAUUCCAUCCAUCAUUACACGAGAGCAAGGAGGGAAACAUAUGGAACGAACAGCAUGCUUUUAAGAAGCCAGUGGCGUAUAGUCCUGCAGUGUAGUUGUUUUCCAACCAGUCAAGUUUGAAGAUCUUGUGGAUAACAGGUUAAUAUAUGUAGAAGCACAUGCGUGUUUAUGUACCUCCCCAAACUUGUAAAGGUACCAACAUUUAUUUUCCAUGUACAGGGUUUAUCGAUAAAAAGGAAACCCAACCUUCAUGAUUGAUAGUGACCAAAUUAUCAAAUUGAUGAUUAUGAAAACUUAUAUGUAAUCGUGGAGAAGUGUGACGUAUCAGCAUUCAAAUGACACCAGAAUUAGGUUUCUUUGGAUGUGUAGCACUGAGCACUAUCGUUAAAAAAAGUAGUGCAAAAUAGCAGAUGGUUAACUUUAACUGCACAUUGAACAAGUUUAUUGUGAGCAUUCAUUGAUGCAUGGCUCUAGAAGCGUCAUGCACUUUAGGAAACAGGAUUUUUAUUAUCAUUUACUUUUUUUAUAUUUCUCAGGAAAAGAUAUGAAAGUUGGGUUUCCUUUUUUCUGUUUCACCCAAUAGAGUAGCAGCUAGCAUUCUUUGGCUCACUUUAACAUUUUAAAAGCACAGAAUUCUUUUUUUGACACUUGAAAAGCACACAACAAUAUAGGUUCUCUGAACCAUAUGUAUCUGUUCUUAGGUUUUUGUCUCACCUGCAUAGCAGAGUGAGACUAUAGGCGCCGCUUUUCCGACGGCGACGGCGGCGGCGGCGGCGGCGGCGGCGGCGGCGGCGGCGGCGACGGCGGCGUCAACACCAAAUCUUAACCUGAGGUUAAGUUUUUGAAAUGACAGCAUAACUUAGAAAGUAUAUGGACCUAGUUCAUGAAACUUGGCCAUAAGGUUAAUCAAGUAUUACUGAACAUCCUGCCUGAGUUUCAUGUCACAUGACCAAGGUCAAAGGUCAUUUAGGGUCAAUGAACUUAGACCAUGUUGGGGGAAUCAACAUCAAAAUCUUAACCUAAGGUUAAGUUUUUGAAAUGUCAUCAUAACUUAGAAAAUAUAUGGACCUAGUUCAUGAAACUUAUACAUAAGGUUAAUCAAGUAUCACUGAACAUCCUGCAUGAGUUUCACAUCACAUGACCAAGGUCAAAGGUCAUUUAGGGUCAAUGAACUUUGGCCAAAUUGGGGUAUUUGUUGAAUUACAGCCAUAAAUUUGAAAGUGUGUUGGUCUAGUUCAUAAAACUUGGACAUAAUAGUAAUCAAGUAUCACUGAACAUCCUGUGCGAGUUUCAGGUCACAUGAUCAAGGUCAAAGGUCAUGUAAGGUCAAAGAACUUUGGCCACGUUGGGGGUAUUUGUUGAAUUGCCAUCAUAUCUCUAUAAGUGUAUUGGUCUAGUUCAUAAAACGUGGAAAUAAGAGUAACCAAGUAUCACUGAACAUCUUGUGCGAGUUAUAGUAGUUUUCAAAAUCAGCACUGCUGCUAUAUUGAAUCGCGUGAUGCAGGUGAGACGGCCAGAGGCAUUCCACUUGUUGAGUGUUGGAAUUAGACUGAUAGUUCUAGCUGGUACUGUAUCAUUAACAUCAAAAUGAACAUACUGUAGAUUUAAAAAAAAACUUCAGAAAGUAUUAGUUUUUAUGGAGAAAGAGAAUAAAAAAACUGUACAUUGCAAGCCAUGUACAUACAUGUAGAAAAGAAAGAGGAAUUUAUGUGUAAAUAUUGUGAAUAGAUCACUGGAAAAUUACAUGUAUUCAUUAUCUUCGUAUCAAAGAGGAAAACAAAAACAGAAAUUUGUACCGAAAGCAGUAUAUUUUUUUUUCUACAAACCAUGGACAAUCUUAUUAGAUAAGUGGUGAAAUAUUGCAAUUUUUCGUAAUUGGAUGUGGAUAACAAUUCUGUAUUUUUUAUUUGUUCUUGCUUUCUAUCUCUUCCAUGCUCUUUUAUUUGUUAAGAUUCCUCUUUACUAAAAGUCCCAGUAAAGAAUGUUCAAUUUAUUUCAUAGACGUAGCCAUGCCAAAUGACAAAAUAUAUUUCCUUUGCUUUCAAUGAACCAAUUAUUCAAACUCAUUACAUGAAGUUAAUGUUCCUGCAUGUCUGAGAAAAAUCACCCAAAACUCUCAAUAGAAUCUAAAAUCACCCAAAACUCUCAAAAGAAUUUGCAAUUUUCUUUGGCAAUGUACAAUUAAGUAGCAUAAACAUUUUUCCCAUAUCUUUGUGAUGGAACCUGUUUCUAAUGAAUUGGGUUUCCACUGGAGUUUACUACUGAAGAAGUAUGCUUUUUUGCUUUUACCCCUCAGACCUGCAAUGAAGCACAAAUCUCUGUUAUGAUCAUUAAGGAUUUAGACUUGCUUAGUAUGAUGCACACAAUGUACUCAUUUGUUAAGAACAUGUUCGUUUUUGUGCAAUAACACUAAUCUUAGUACACCCUUCUUUCACCAUUUA